This is a messenger RNA of Penicillium taxi, 7683 nucleotides long. Its product is annotated as type I polyketide synthase. Lineage: Eukaryota; Fungi; Ascomycota; Eurotiomycetes; Eurotiales; Aspergillaceae. Gene Ontology annotation, biological process: fatty acid biosynthetic process; secondary metabolite biosynthetic process. Bases 1 to 7683 code for a protein of 2560 amino acids. Gene Ontology annotation, molecular function: 3-oxoacyl-[acyl-carrier-protein] synthase activity; phosphopantetheine binding; fatty acid synthase activity. The transcript has 6 exons. The record is from RefSeq and is a predicted model, not a curated record.
AUGCGUCUUCAGCCGCCAUCCGGGACUGGUACUCCCAUCGUCGAGAGCAAACCAACGAUAGAACAAAGUGAUGUGGAGGAUGUUCCGAAGCGGAUGGCCAUUGUCGGUAUGUCCUGUCGUCUGCCCGGACAGGUCUCGAACGUCGAAGAAUUCUGGGACCUAUGUUCUCGAGGAAGAAGUGCCUGGUCUCCAAUACCAAAGAAUCGAUUCAAUGCAGAUUCCUUCUACCACCCGAACCAUGACCGACCCGGAUGCUUCAACGCUCAAGGUGCUCACUUUCUCGAUGAAGAUGUUGGGUUAUUCGAUGCGCCAUUUUUCAACAUGACUCGACAGGAGGCAUGUUCUCUAGACCCACAGCAGCGUAUCAUGCUCGAAUGUGUAUAUGAAGCUCUCGAAAACGCUGGAAUACCUAGCCAGGAUAUUGUUGGAAGCAACGCUGGUGUUUUUGUUGGUGGUUCAUUUCCAGACUAUGAUAUCAACAACACGCGAGACCCCGAGGCUAUACCAAUGUUUUCAGCCACAGGAACUGCAAUUGCUUUGCAAUCCAAUCGCGUUUCUUAUUACUUUGAUCUUCACGGCCCAAGCAUAACAGUUGAUACGGCGUGCUCUGCCAGCUUGACUGCACUCCACCUGGCUAUUCAGAGUAUCAAGAAUGGCGAGUGCUCAAUCGCUAUUGUAGGAGGAUGUCAUCUUAAUCUUUUACCUGAAGGAUUUGUUUCUAUGACUCGCCAGAGACUUCUUGGUGCGAGCGGAAAAUCAUUCGCGUUCGAUCAUAGGGCAUCUGGAUUUGGUCGUGGUGAAGGCGCAGGUUGUAUUAUAUUGAAAUCUUUUGAUGAUGCGGUAGCCGCUGGCGAUGCCAUUCGAUCUGUGAUCGUCAACAGCGGCAUCAAUCAGGAUGGUAGGACGAGAGGUAUUGCCAUGCCGAAUGGUGAGGCGCAAGAAUCCCUGAUUCGUGCAGUUUACAAGCAAGCUCGUAUCGAUCCAUCCUUAGUGGGGUAUGUCGAAGCUCACGGAACUGGGACCAAGGUUGGCGACCCCCUCGAGGCAACGGCCUUAAAUGCAGUAUUCGGAGAAGGACGAACUGCAAGAUAUCCUCUCUUGGUAGGUUCAGUAAAAUCCAACAUUGGCCAUUUGGAGGGAUCUAGUGGUCUAGUCUCUGUUAUAAAGACAGCCUUGAUGCUUGAACGGGGAUUUGUGCUACCCAAUUGCAAUUUUGAGAAAGCCAACGAAGAGAUUCCUAUGGACAAGUGGAAUAUGAAGGUUCCCAAAAAGUUACAGCCCUGGCCGCGGGGUAAAACAUAUGCCAGCGUGAAUAACUUCGGCUUUGGCGGGACAAAUGCCCAUGUCAUCAUGCAGCGGGGUCCUAGGCAUGAAGGAGAAGCAGCCAAAAAUACUGAUCCUCUUGCCCAAAGACUUUUUGUCCUGUCAGCCGACGACAAGAGAGGAGCUCUCCAGAUGAGCAAAGACCUCGGUAAAUACCUCGACCUUCAUCCCUCUAUCUUCGAAGAAAGUUUGGCAGAUAAAAUUGCCUUCACCCUUGGUCAACAUCGAAGCUUCCUUCCGUGGAGACUGGCCGUAUCAACUGAUGUACAUAAUGGGCUGGUCCACUAUCUUGCCACGGACCCCGAACCUGUUCGAUCAUCUCGGGAGCCAACAAUUGGAUUUGUUUUCACCGGUCAAGGCGCUCAGUGGCAUGGAAUGGGAAAAGAGCUUUUGCACACGUAUCCGAUUUUCCAGCAGGCCAUGAAAAAAGUUGACACUCUCUUGCAGACUCUCGGUGCCACAUUCUCUAUAAUAGACGAACUACUCUUGACUGAUGCCACUGCCAGCUCUAUCUCUGCUGCCUACAUGAGUCAGCCGGCUUGCACAGCAGUUCAAUUGGCACUUGUAGACCUGCUGGCUUCAUGGGGGAUCCGACCAAAGGCUGUGAUUGGGCACUCUAGUGGAGAGAUUGCAGGAGCAUACGCAGCAGGCAUCUUGACUCUUGAGGAAUCUGUCCGUGUUGCAUACUUCCGAGGCGUCGCAGCAAACAUGAUUGCAAAGGACAAAAGCGUUCAAGGAGCGAUGUUGGCGGUAGGAGCCAACGCCAGUGAGAUCCAGCAAAUCCUAAAUGCAAUGCGAGGCCAGAAAGCUGUCAUCGCUUGCGUAAAUAGUGAGUCAAGUGUCACAAUUUCCGGUGAUAGAGAAGUCGUUAGUGAGCUGCAGACUGGAUUAGACAAGGAGGGAAUUUUCACUCGCAUGCUACAUGUCGAUGUCGCAUACCACUCCCAUCAUAUGCAACGAGUUGCGCAGCAAUAUCAGUCCUUCAUCGGAAGAAUCGCACCUCAGUCCUCAAAAAUUCCUUUUCAUUCUACUGUCCAUGGCAAGCUUAUUCCAGGAAGCACCCUUGAUGCGUCUUACUGGGUUGCAAACUUGGUGUCCCGUGUGGAAUUUGUGAAGGGUCUACAGAGUCUCUUAGCAACGGAAGAAGUCGAUGCCCAAAUUAAUACCCUGAUCGAGAUUGGUCCUCAUCCAGCUCUCCAGACCCCAACCAAGGAGAUUGUUCAAAUAUACGCCCCAAAGCGCACCAUUCAAUUUGCACACACAUUGAAGCGUAAAGUCGAGGCAGUUGAGGCACUCCAACAGCUAGCUGCAACCUUGUUUACCCAGGGUAUGACAACUUUGAACUUUGAGGCCAUUAACUUUCCAAAUCUUGAACAGAUGUCAAGAAAGCCUACGCUCUUGACCAAUCUUCCCAAGUAUCCAUGGAAUCAUUCUGAGAGAUACUGGUUCUCCUCUCGGCUUGGUGACAAUCAUUUUCACCACAAAUUCCCGCGCAGUGACAUUCUGGGAUUACUUUGCAUGGAAAACAUCGACUCUGAGCCCCGGUGGCGAAACAUUAUUCGUGCAGAAGAUCACCCUUGGAUUCGCCAGCAUCGAGUUCAAGAUAGCAGUGUCUACCCCAUGACAGGAUAUUUGGCCAUGGCAAUAGAAGCCAUCUCCCAACAGGCGCAUCUGAACAACCUAGUUCCCGCGAGCGUUCAGCUUCGCGAUAUCUUUAUCAGUCGUGUCCUUGCUAUUCCAGACAAUACAUCGGUGGAAAUGAUGCUUUCAAUGAGAGCUAGUCGAAGCGAGGUCUCCGGGAAAUCAGCAUUAGCCUGGCAUGAGUUCAAAGUAUUUUCUUGGGCUGAAGGCCGUGGCUGGGAUCAACACUGCCGUGGCUAUGUCAAGUUCCAACAAGCCAAAGACGCGAACCCUGUCGAUGGCUCCCGUCAGCGUACUGACGCUGAAGAAGAAAUCGUGAAUAUAGCAACUGAAACUCGUAACGCCUGUACCGAGCCCGUGGAUAACACAUUCUUGUACGAAAACAUCGCUAGUGGAGGUGUUCAGUACGGUUCGCUAUUCCAGGGCCUCUCAAACAUUUCCACAAGCAGAGGUCCACAUGCAAUGGCCACCAUAUCAGUGCCUGACACGAAGACUAGCAUGCCGCAUGAACAUGAAAGCGAUUGCAUUAUCCAUCCUGUGACUCUCGAUCUUUGCUCCCAGAUGAUGUGGUUGCUCCGGGGCUAUGGCCAUCCUGGGCCGCAAGUAACCCAUGUACCCUCUCAUGUUGAUAAUAUUUCUGUUUCUCUCCAGCAUGACUUCAGUAUUGGCACCACACUUCAGCUCUUUGGUUAUGAAACUGGGAAGGAGACAAAUGCCAACCCCAAGAACAACAGAAUUAUUGUGACCAACCCUGCUAAUUCAACCGAUGCCGCUGUUGAAAUCCGUGGAAUUACUUUGGUUCCCGUAUCAAACUUCAUCAGUGAGCACAAAGACAAUGCACCCGAACAAAUUUGCUACAAAUUGCAUUGGGAGCCAUGCUUCGAGUUCCUCUCUGAGGAAACUUAUCGCCAGCUACCCCGGAAUCAGGUCGGUGAUGGUAAUGGAAACAGCAGAAUGCACCAGUUGAACAAACUGGGUGAGCACUGGCUGCGUCGAAUGCUUCGCCUUAUUCCGGAGAAAGAUUACCAUACCUUGCAGAGCCAUCACCAGAAAUUCUACCGCUGGGCUCAGCAGACAUGCAGCAGUACAGACUUUGUUGAUGAUGUAUCUGCAACAGUCAUUGAACAGACCAGGAACAUGAACGGUGCAGGAAAACUCAACUGUAUCCUCGGUGAACUUUUGCCUGAGAUCCUCCUUGGUAAGGUCGAUACCUUGGGCAUGAUGCUUGAGGACGACAUGUUGAACAAUUACUACCGAGAUAUUGACGGUUUACGUGAGUCAUACACAAAUGCAUCUCUGUGUAUGGAUAAGAUGGCACAUCAAAAUCCAGACCUCAAUAUCCUUGAGAUUGGUGCAGGAACUGGAGGUGCCACAUUGCCGAUUUUGAAUAGCCUCGGUGGACAUGAGUUGGGUUCCACACCAAGGUUCUCGCAGUAUACUUAUACCGAUAUCUCCCCUGGUUUUUUCGAGAAGGCGAAAACCAAGUUUGCAGACUGGGCUCACCUCAUGGUCUACCAAACUCUUGAUAUAUCCGCUGACCCGGUGGUCCAGGGAUUCAGACUAGGAGCAUAUGAUGUGGUUGUUGCCUGCAACGUCCUACACGCUACGCCUGACAUCAAUAAUACUAUGGGAAAUAUCCGUGCCUUGUUGAAGCCAGGCGGUAAGAUCUUGCUCAUUGAGGAAACCAUUCCCAAAGCUACUCAUUUCCCCUUUGCUCUCUUGCCUGGAUGGUGGCUCGCCAAUGAUGGGGUUCGUCACGAUGGGCCUCUUCUUACUGUGAAAGGUUGGACUGAUGUCCUGAAAACAAAUGACUUCUCGGGAGUGGACUUCUGCGUUGAGGAAUAUCCCGGGGCUUCUUACCAGUCUGGUUGCCUGAUGAUCUCGACGGCAAACUAUGUGAAGAGUGGUCCCUCCAGCCCGGGAGAUAUUGUCAUCAUCGGCACUGAGUCCAUUGGUAGCUUGUCGUUGCUUAGCCUCGAGAGUGGCCUAAGUAACGUCACUGGGAUUGCCCCGACAGGAGCUUCGAAUUUCGAUACCGCCGAUGUGAAUGGGAAAUGGUGCAUCUUCCUUGAGGGUAUGGACCGAACAAUCCUAUCUGAGCUUAGUCCGAAGCGUUUCCAGGCUCUCCAACAGCUUUUCAGUCGUUCCAGAGGUCUUCUUUGGGUUGUGAGACACAGAAAAUCUGAUCCACAGUCUCUUGGUGGGAAUAUGGCGAUUGGUCUAGCUCGUACUGUGCGAUCGGAGACUGGUGUCCAAUUUUCUACCUUGGACCUAGGUGAUAAGGAUGCAGUCUCAGAUGCCAAAGCUGUGGAGUAUAUCAUCCAAGUUUUCGACAACGUGUACUGUAAAAGAUCUCAGCUCAUGCAAGGUGAUAUGGAGUUCGUUCUUCGCCAUGGGCAUAUUUCCGUACCUCGCCUUGUCGACAACCAUGAGCUCAACUCAAGCAUCCAGCUAGAGACACCCGACGCACCACCUCAACUGCAAAAGUUCAAACAGCCUCGUACUCUCAGACUUACCCCUGGUGAAAACAAUGGCUUGGACAAAAUGUACUUCACUGAUGAUUCAUCCCAGAGUUUCCCACUACUAGCCAACCAUAUUGAAAUCAAGGUCCAAUGUUGUGGUCUCAAUUUCAAGGAUGUAUUGAUCGCUAUGGGCCAGCUGCACGGCGCCGGUCUUGGUCAAGAAUGCAGUGGAAUUGUUACUCAGGUUGGUGCAGAAGUUAAUGAUUUCAAUGUCGGAGACCGCGUAUGUGCCAUGUCACCGGGUUCUCUUUCAACAUUCACCCGCUGCCAGUCUUCCCUCGCUUGGAAAAUCCCAGAUGCGAUGUCAUGGGAUAUUGCGGCCUCACUACCUGCAGUUUGGUGUACAGCAUACUACUCCUUGGUCGACCUGGGCCGUCUGGUUAAAGGCGAGAAUAUUCUCAUCCACGCAGCCGCUGGUGGAGUUGGUCAGGCUUCCAUACUGCUUGCGAAAGCUCUCGGUGCCAAGAUCUUCGCUACUGUGGGAAGUGUUGAGAAGAAAAAUUACUUGAUGGAGACUUACCAGCUUGAAGAAGAUCAAAUAUUCUUUAGCCGUGAUACAUCCUUUGUUAAGGGCAUUCAACAGGCUACUGGUGGAGAGGGGGUUGACGUAGCUCUCAACUCACUAGGAGGAGAUGCUUUGCAAGCGACAUUCGAAUGUGUCGCUCCCUUCGGACGUUUUAUCGAACUUGGCAAAAGGGAUAUUACACAGAAUGCUCGUUUGGAAAUGGCCCCCUUCAACAAAAAUAUAUCUUUUGCUUCAGUCGAUCUGGGACUUGUCCUCGACCAGCGCCCCAGAUUAGCACAGCGAUUAUUGCGUGACUGCUUCGAACUUUUCACAACCUCUAACAUCCUGGCUAAAUGGCCAGUGACCACGCUGUCUAUUUCCGACGUGGAAACUGGGUUCCGCUCUCUCCAGAGUGGACAAGUGAUUGGCAAGAUGGUUCUUGAGAUUAAAGAUGAUGCCAAGGUCAACGUCUAUCCUGCACGAAAGAAUGAAAUGUUGCUUAACCCAGACGGUACUUACAUCGUUGUCGGUGGAACCAGCGGAAUCGGUCUGGAUCUGGCAAGCUGGAUGCCCCAAAAAGGAGCCCAGCGCCUUGUGCUGGUUUCAAGAAGUGGUGCAGCCACUGAAAUUGCUCAGAAAACUAUCCUGGACUUGAUUAGCAAAGGUAUCGAGGUUCAGAUUUGUCGCUGUGAUAUCUCCAGCGCACAAAAUGUAGAGCAGAACCUCAUCCCAGUACUAAACCGAAUGCCACCCGUCCGAGGUGUGAUAUUUGGUGCAAUGGUUCUUCGAGAUAUUCUUUUUGAAAAAAUGAAGUUUCAGGACUACGAAUAUGUUAUGAGACCCAGAAUCCAUGGAAUCUGGAACCUACAGAACACCCUUCAGAAGUUGAACAAAGCGUCUAGUAUUGACUUUUUCAUCACGUUAUCCUCUGCUGCUAGCUUUGUUGGAAAUAUGGGCCAGUCGGCAUACGCUGCCAGUGGAACAUUUAUGGCAGCACUUGCUCAAUACCCCGAGGUCGCCAAAAUGCCCUGCACAACGAUCGAUCUGCCAGUUGUACACGGCGUUGGCUAUUUAGCAGACGACUCUAAACGUGAAAUUAUCACCUCACAGCUUGGAACUGAGUCCAUCGGUGCUCCAGAAAUCCGAGCUCUCGUAGCAGCCGCAUUCCGAAAUGAAAUGCGAGAUAGUUGCAAUAACCACUGCGUCGUUGGAUUUGCAGGGGUCAAGUCAACCCCAGCCGUUGAACAGCCGUUUUGGAUCAACGACACGAAGCUUUCGCAUCUUUUGCGUCUGUCUACUCUGGCGGGGGCAGGUGCUCUCGGUGAUACUCAAGCAAAUAAUGAGAUUUCUCCAUCAACUUCUAUCCGGGCCUGUCGAGGCCGCGAAGGUGCCGAGGCGAUUGCCGGCGUUGCUUUGAUGCAAAAGCUGUCGAGUAUCUUGAUGAGGCCGAUUGAGGAGAUGGAUCCCUCGGCUCCGAUUUCAGUUUAUGGGUUGGAUUCCCUGGUUGCUAUUGAGAUUAGAAACUGGAUCACUCGAGAGCUGGAGGCUAAUCUUCAGAUCUUGGAGAUUCUCACCAGUGACUCCAUUCCCGCCCUCUCUGAGACGAUUCUUAGAAAGUCAGGAAUUCUUACUCCGGAAAUCAAGACUGAGUGGGGACUUGAUGUCCAGGAGCAGAGAGUGGCGGCUGCUUGA